Molecule: messenger RNA, 360 nt
Organism: Nicotiana tabacum (common tobacco)
Lineage: Eukaryota; Viridiplantae; Streptophyta; Magnoliopsida; Solanales; Solanaceae
Source: RefSeq, a predicted model, not a curated record
AUGGGAUCUUGGAGGAGCAGUGUUAAUGCGAACAUUAUGUGGUCUACGACAGCAAACUAUAUAAGAGAGGCUGUGAUAGAGGUGUUAGGGGUCUCGACCAGCGUCUCUGGCAGGCACAAAGGAGGCUGGUGGUGGAAUGAAGUGGCACAAGGUAAAUUGGUAGCGAAAAAAGAGGUGUACCAGACAUUAGUGGGGAGAAUAGGUGAGGAGGAGAGGCGAGCGUGCAUGGAGAGGUAUAAAGUAGCUAGGAAGGAAGCGAAGCUGGCGGUCACAAAUGCUAAGACUGCGGCUUAUAGUAGUAUGUACGAGGAACUAGGGGAAAAGGAGGGGAGAAGAAGUUAUUUAGGCUGGCCAAGCUAA